CGACAAGAGGGUAAAGGUGAGACCUGGAAGGCUAAACCCAAAGAUUCCCCCCAGCCCCGAGCGCCCCGAGUUUCCAGUUUCGUGUCGGAGGGGCGGGGGUUGGUUUGGUUGUUUCCGCGCCAGCUCAGGUUUGGGGAGGGGUCGCUGAAGCGUCCGCCCUCCCAACCCGGUCCACUCAGCGCAACAACAAAGGUGCAGGUGGGCGGCGGGUGGCGUCUCCGGGUCUCGGGUUCCAUCUCUCCCCGCCCCCGCCUCUCUGGAACGCGCUGUGUGGCCGCUUCUCUCCAGCGCGCGGCGCUGCGCUCGCUUUCAUCCCCAGCGCCGCGUCGGUUCUUGCGCUGACAGCCGGGCUCAGCCAGUCGGCUGGAAUUGAGUAGCAUUCACUGAAGCUGCAGCUUUCAUGACGUCUCCCUGCGUGGUCCAUCACUUUUCUCCCAGCCGGGGAUUUUUUUCUUCCACCACUCUUGCCUUUUCCCCCUUUCCCUGUCCCUGCCCAAACGCACACCCCUCCGCCCCUCCUUUGGCCCCCGCGCCCACCCCUCCUCUCCGCUCUCGGCCAGAGGGAGCCAGUUCGAAGACCGCCGCACCUGGCCGGAGAGGUCGCGCGGGCGGAGGGGUGGGAUCCGCGGGGACCGGGAAGCGAGCCCCAGAGCUGGAUGCACCGCGAGGAGAAUGGAGUCUCCUGACAGCCUCCCGGGGCUGCUGUGACAUUUGACCAUCUGAUUCCAGGCUUUCUUGUUUUGUUUUUGUUUUUCUUUUCUUUUUUUUAUUUCUUCUCCGCGCCAUCCAUCGUGUCGUGAAUGAUUAAAUCUUGCUCCGUUCCAAGAGAGGAGAUCAUGAUUGAGUGAAAUCACCCCGUCCGCAGCAGGAAAAGCACAAAGAAGAAACUGCAACAAUGGCCAAGCUGACAGAAUCCAUGACUAACGUCCUGGAGGGCGACUCCAUGGAUCAGGACGUUGAGAGCCCUGUGGCCAUUCACCAGCCUAAGUUGCCUAAGCAGGCCAGGGACGACCUGCCAAGACACAUCAGCCGGGACCGGACCAAAAGGAAAAUCCAGAGGUAUGUGCGAAAAGACGGAAAGUGCAAUGUCCACCAUGGCAACGUGAGGGAGACCUAUCGCUACCUGACUGAUAUCUUCACCACCUUAGUAGACCUCAAGUGGAGAUUCAAUCUGUUGAUUUUCGUCAUGGUUUACACAGUGACAUGGCUUUUUUUUGGGAUGAUCUGGUGGCUAAUUGCAUACAUCCGAGGAGAUAUGGACCACAUAGAGGACCCCUCAUGGACUCCCUGCGUCACCAACCUCAACGGGUUCGUCUCUGCUUUUUUAUUCUCAAUAGAGACAGAAACCACCAUUGGUUAUGGCUACAGGGUCAUCACGGACAAGUGCCCGGAGGGAAUUAUUCUCCUCUUAAUCCAGUCUGUGUUGGGGUCCAUUGUCAAUGCAUUCAUGGUGGGAUGCAUGUUUGUAAAGAUAUCACAACCCAAGAAGAGGGCAGAGACCCUGGUUUUCUCCACCCAUGCGGUGAUCUCCAUGCGGGAUGGGAAACUGUGCCUCAUGUUCCGAGUAGGGGAUCUUAGGAAUUCCCACAUCGUGGAGGCUUCCAUCAGAGCCAAGCUGAUCAAAUCCAAACAGACCUCGGAGGGGGAGUUCAUCCCUUUGAAUCAGACGGAUAUCAAUGUAGGGUAUUACACGGGGGAUGACCGUCUGUUUCUGGUGUCACCACUCAUCAUCAGCCAUGAAAUCAACCAACAGAGUCCUUUCUGGGAGAUCUCCAAAGCCCAGCUGCCCAAAGAGGAACUGGAAAUCGUGGUCAUCCUAGAAGGAAUGGUAGAAGCUACAGGGAUGACGUGCCAAGCUCGCAGCUCCUACGUCACCAGUGAGAUCCUCUGGGGUUACCGGUUCACUCCUGUCCUGACGCUGGAGGACGGGUUCUACGAAGUCGACUACAACAGCUUCCACGAGACCUACGAGACCAGCACUCCGUCUCUUAGCGCCAAAGAGCUGGCCGAGCUGGCCACCAGGGCAGAGCUGCCCCUGAGCUGGUCUGUGUCCAGCAAACUCAACCAACAUGCAGAACUGGAGACCGAGGAGGAAGACAAGAGCGUGGAGGAGCAAACGGAAAGGAAUGGAAACCUGGAUUCCAUCUGAGGAAACGGCAUUGUGGUCCUGGCCCCAUCCCCAGAUGAGCUGUGGUCUUGGACAAAUCACUGGACUGCUCUGAAAUAGUUUUCUUAUCUUUUUUGAAUGAAUAAACUUUAUUUUUUAGAGCAGUUUUAGGUUCACAGCAAAACUGAGGGGAAGGCACAGAGGUUUCCCUGCACCCCCUGCCCCCACACCCACAGCCUCCUCCGUCACCAACAUCCCCACCAGGUGGGGCAUGUGUUACAAUCGAUGACCCUAAGCUGACUCGUCAUCCUCACCCAAUAUCAGAGCUUCCAUUAGGGUUCACUCUCGGUGUCAGGCAUUCUGUGAGUUUUGACAAGUGUAUAAUCACACAAGUCCACCAUUGUAUAAUACUAUGACUACAGAGUAGUUUCACUGCUCUAAUAUCUUCUGCACUCUGCUAAUUCAUCUGUCCCCUCCUGCCUAACCCUUGGAAAACACUGAUCUUUUCACCGUCUCCAUAGUUUUGCCUUUUCCAGAAUGUCAUAGUGUUGGGAUCAAACAGUAUGACACCUUUUCACAUUGGCUUCUUUCACUGAGUAACAUGCAUUUAAGUUUCCUCCAUGUCUU
Hipposideros armiger (great roundleaf bat) is the source of this 2734-nucleotide messenger RNA. It is a transcript of the gene KCNJ6, whose product is annotated as potassium inwardly rectifying channel subfamily J member 6. Lineage: Eukaryota; Metazoa; Chordata; Mammalia; Chiroptera; Hipposideridae. The record is from RefSeq and is a predicted model, not a curated record. Gene Ontology annotation, biological process: regulation of monoatomic ion transmembrane transport; potassium ion import across plasma membrane. Gene Ontology annotation, cellular component: plasma membrane. The transcript has 5 exons. Bases 896 to 2149 code for a protein of 417 amino acids. Gene Ontology annotation, molecular function: G-protein activated inward rectifier potassium channel activity.